This is a messenger RNA of Pisolithus orientalis, 1230 nucleotides long. Its product is annotated as glutathione S-transferase. Gene Ontology annotation, cellular component: cytoplasm. The coding region runs from base 9 to 974 and encodes 321 amino acids. Lineage: Eukaryota; Fungi; Basidiomycota; Agaricomycetes; Boletales; Pisolithaceae. Gene Ontology annotation, molecular function: glutathione transferase activity. The record is from RefSeq and is a predicted model, not a curated record. The transcript has 9 exons.
UAGCUGCAAUGUCUUCUGUGAGGAACACUACGCUUCAGUCUGACAUUGGCAAAAUGAAACUCGAGAAUGACGGUUCGUUCAAAAGAGCCUCAUCUGCUUUCAGGAACUGGAUCCACCCGAAGGACACCCAAUUCCCCGCUGAGAGAGACCGGUACCAUCUUUAUGUUUCGUACGCAUGUCCAUGGGCAACAAGAACGCUUAUAACUAGAAAAUUGAAAGGUCUCGAGGAUAUCAUCCCCGUCACCGUCGUCUCCCCCCAUAUGGGCGAGAAUGGAUGGCCUUUUGCAAGCGUCGACCCUUUCCCUGGUGCUGAUGUUGACCCACUGUACAACUCUAAACAUGUCAAAGAUCUUUACUUCAAAGCAGACCCCAACUAUGGCGGAAGGUUCACAGUGCCUGUCCUCUGGGAUAAGAAGCAGAACACGGUUGUCAAUAACGAGAGUUCGGAGAUCGUUCGUAUGUUGAACUCUGCGUUCAAUGACAUGCUCCCCCCCGAAAAAGCUGCGGUCGAUAUCUAUCCGGAAGAACUUCAGAAACAGAUUGACGAAGUGAACAGUUGGGUAUAUGAUACCGUCAAUAACGGUGUUUACAAAGCGGGAUUCGCCGGCACUCAGGAAGCCUACGAGGCGGCCGUAUAUCCUCUUUUCGAAAGCCUUGAUCGACUCGAGAAGAUGUUGACGGGAAAGAAUUACCUCGUCGGCGACAGAUUAACAGAGGCGGACAUUAGGCUUUUUGUUACGGUGGUUCGCUUCGACCCUGUUUACUUUAGCCACUUCAAGUGUAGUCUGAGGGACAUCCGCCACGGGUAUCCAGCUAUCAACAGGUGGAUGAAGAAUCUCUACUGGACUAAUGAAGCCUUCCGUUCGUCAACAGAUUUCCGGCAUAUCAAGGUCCAUUAUUACUGGUCCCAAACCAAGGUUAACCCAACGAGGAUCGUUUCUGUAGGCCCAGUUCCUGAUAUUGAGCCGUUGUAGGUUAGGAUUUCGGAGAUUGUUAUGUCCCAGGUUAACCCAACGAGGGUCGUUUCUGUAGGUCUGGUUCCCGAUAUUAAAGUUAAAGUUCUGUAGGAUGGGAUUUCCGUGGUCGCAUAUGUAGUAUGGCUGCUGCGGCACGUAUUGGCGAGCUUUUCGUUCGUUCGAUUGUGUAUUUUACGUAUCAUCGACGUGCAUUAAGGGAGAUUGGCCAAUAUGCACUAAUGACUCGCCUCUCAAUGUCGUGGGGAAAAGGACA